This is a messenger RNA of Thunnus maccoyii (southern bluefin tuna), 1032 nucleotides long. It is a transcript of the gene ndufaf3, whose product is annotated as NADH:ubiquinone oxidoreductase complex assembly factor. The transcript is spliced from 5 exons. Gene Ontology annotation, cellular component: mitochondrial inner membrane. The coding region runs from base 36 to 596 and encodes 186 amino acids. Gene Ontology annotation, biological process: mitochondrial respiratory chain complex I assembly. The record is from RefSeq and is a predicted model, not a curated record. Lineage: Eukaryota; Metazoa; Chordata; Actinopteri; Scombriformes; Scombridae.
UUCCCCCUGCUGUCACUGGUUGCUUAACAGUCAACAUGGCCGCUGCGAUUUGUGCGAGACUCCUCCUGCAGAGAUCAACUCAGGGUUCUCUCUUCUCCUCCAGAGCUGUACCUGCUUUCUCAAGCCCAUUUCUGUCUCGUGGUCAUCGACUGGGUCCCAGUGAUGAUGAGAUGUACCAGCGUACCACAGUGUCCGUCAUGCAGAAGGAGCCGGACAGCGGGGUCAUGAUCAACAGCUACAGUUCCCGAGGAUUCAACAUCGACGGCAACAAAGUGUUUGGGCCGUGCGCUGUGUUGCCUCCUGCUAUCCUGCAGUGGAAUGUUGGCAGUUAUAAAGACAUCACAGAAGAAAGCGUGUCACUUUUCCACAUGCUUGAACCCAGAAUAGAGAUUCUUGUGCUGGGCACAGGCGCACGACUUGAACGAAUUAAUCCCUCAGUGUUGGCGCUGCUGAAGAAAAAAGGCAUUGCUGUGGAGGUUCAAGACACGCCAAAUGCAUGUGCCACCUUCAACUUCCUGACUAGUGAGCGAAGAAUAGCAGCUGCUGGUCUGAUCCCUCCACCGAUCAGCACAGCUCUGGACGUGACAAAGGAAUAGGUGUUCUGAUGUGAACAGAAACUAGGACUGUUUCCUGCAGAUAGAGGUUACACGUCCAUGAAUGAUCUCAGGCCUGUGUGAUGGUUAUUUUUCUUCUGCAUCAAGCUCCCAAAGAAACAAACUUACUGAUGUCCAGCUCCGAUAUUUGGUUAUUGUUAUUGAUCCGCUGCCAGUUUUAGAUCCUGCUCAAAUGUUUGACAAUAGUUUUAUGUAAUAAUGUUGUUGGUUCUCCUGCUACCAUUUCAAGAACUCAAAAUGUAGUUUGUACAUAAACAUAACAGCAGUGUUAAAAUGUGUGUUUGCACAUUCAGGUGAAUGUAGUCAAGUGUGGACACCAAUGAUGCAGAAUUAAACUGUAAUAAAGUGUCACUGUUUUCUUGUAUAUAAGCACAAGUGUAUAAAAUAUGUAUUUAAAUGAUUUACAUGCAAAAAAACA